AUCCGACACAGACACCAAGUUGUACGUCAAAUCGCGUCAGGUCGUUCUCGACUGAAAACAAAAUCCUAAAUCAGUUUAGCGACCAAACCGCAAUCAAGAGGAAAUUCGCGGAAAUUUGGUAUUUGAGUUUUGAAAAUUUCGAAAGUUUGGAAUUAACCGACAGAUCAGUGCUCAUCGAACAUAAACGGACGCGCCCACAACAAGUGCAACAACGAAGAAAAAAGCUUAACACAUCAAAAUCGAAUAACACAAAACACAAUGGCAACGCAAAUACCAUCGACUUCAGUAACCAGCCCGAUACCAUCGGCACCACCGUUUGAACCAGACAUUGAAAAUAUACAACACAAUGAAACAACAUCAUCGACCACAAAAGAUUCAACGAAAAACUCAGAAUCAAAAGAUACCAGCGACACAUCAAAGGACGGCGAUGAAGAGAAAAAGGAUGAUUCCAUGUUUGAAUGUAAUAUUUGUCUAGAUACGGCCAAAGAUGCUGUGGUGAGUUUGUGUGGACAUUUAUUCUGUUGGCCAUGUUUGCAUCAAUGGCUUGAGACAAGACCCACACGAAAAUUGUGUCCAGUUUGUAAGGCGGCUAUUAGUAAGGAGAAGGUUAUUCCGUUAUAUGGUCGUGGCAGUACACAACAGGAGGAUCCAAGAACAAAAGUCCCACCCCGACCAGCUGGACAGCGUACAGAACCGGAGCAGGCUCCAGGAGGAUUCAGAUUCACGGGUGAUGGAGGUUUUCACAUGUCGUUCGGUAUUGGAGCAUUCCCAUUCGGAUAUUUUGCGUCGUCGUUCAAUCUUGGCGAACCACGACCAAAUCCUUCACCCCGUGGAACGAUGCAAUACGACGAUGAGCAGCAGUUAUCGAAAUUAUUCCUUUAUUUAGCCGUUAUUUGUAUUUUCUGGUUACUUUUCGCAUAGCACGUGACAGAUAUUUCUUACGGCGCGAAAAACUUUUCUCUGAUCUUUAUUUAAUCAAAAUGAACCUAUUCUUUGUAUGACUAUUCAUUUCUUAUCGAUUUUGGAUUGAAUUCGGACUCUCAAGAAGUUACCAAAAAAAAAAAGGGGAAAGGAAACAUUGAUCAAGUUGACAAUUGUGAAAGGCUGUGCGUUUCAAGUUUUCAAAAGAGUUGUGUUUCCUUUUCAUUUGAUGUUAAAAUGCCACCGAGACUUCUGGCUAUGGAGCAGGUAUGCCAGAGGUGAAAGUUCAAAAUUGAAGUAUUUCGAUAAAUCUAUUUUCAAAUGUGCAACUAUCAUGUCAGCUCUAUUCAGAAUGAAAACAUAUGUUUCUCGUUGUCCUAGUUUUAAUUUUUUGUUAUUAUACGUUUGGAAGCAAGCAGAGGGCCUGGUUUUGAGAGUUGUGGGGGAGUUGUUUUCCAGCAUUAUCAAUUGAAUUAGAUACGCACACAUCCAGGCAAGAAACAGUCAAAUCUUAUCAACAAUCAAUCACUUUUAAAUGCAUCAAGCAAGGGUUUUUACUACAAAAUUUAGGUGAACUGGAAAACGAAAAGAUUUUCUAGCCCUGGGGGUCAGAAUCAAUAUGAUUCCCAAGAUUUAGACGACACCUGCUCACAAUAGAGUGUUAAAUAGUUCUCCUGUUCUGGAUCUCGUAGCCAUAUUUCACCGAGAUAACACCCCUACUGAACAGCACUUGGAAACCAGGUUCUUUCCUUAACGCGAUUAUGCAUUUAACUAUUUAAUUGACACGUAUAAGUUUUACACAAUCAGUUAGAACAAGAUCACCAAACAUUUGGAGAAUAAUUCCAGGAAAAUGCAAGCAGAAGUUCUGUGUGUAUGUUUGAUUUUGGGUGGAGAAGUUCAAAGUGAGGAGUUGUGAAAUAAUGAUUUCGCUAGUCAUUAUUUACCGGGGGGAUGUGGAGAUUUUAGUUGUUGUUCCGACUUUAUUUGAUUUUAGGUUAAUAAGAAGCAAAAGGUAUAUAAUUAAAUGAUAAGAAAUAAAGUUACGUUUAAACCAAAA
Messenger RNA from Hermetia illucens (black soldier fly), 1978 nucleotides. RefSeq names its product E3 ubiquitin-protein ligase RNF185 (gene sordd1). The coding region runs from base 259 to 921 and encodes 220 amino acids. Gene Ontology annotation, biological process: ubiquitin-dependent protein catabolic process. The record is from RefSeq and is a predicted model, not a curated record. NCBI's taxonomy places the organism in Eukaryota, Metazoa, Arthropoda, Insecta, Diptera, Stratiomyidae. Gene Ontology annotation, cellular component: endoplasmic reticulum. Gene Ontology annotation, molecular function: ubiquitin-like protein conjugating enzyme binding; ubiquitin protein ligase activity. The transcript is spliced from 4 exons.